Molecule: messenger RNA, 4890 nt
Organism: Helicoverpa armigera (cotton bollworm)
Lineage: Eukaryota; Metazoa; Arthropoda; Insecta; Lepidoptera; Noctuidae
Gene: par-6
Product: partitioning defective protein 6
Exons: 7
Coding region: 170-1099 (309 amino acids)
Biological process (GO): centrosome cycle
Molecular function (GO): protein binding
Source: RefSeq, a predicted model, not a curated record
GUAAUUGAAAACAGCCUCACUGAAAUUACGACGCGAGUGGAAUGGACACCGUCAUAUCAAUAAUUUAAUAAAACUUUUGAUAUUUUACAAUGUUGUGUUUGAAAUUAAGUGCCUAAAUGUUUUGAGAAUAGUUUUAUAGUGUUAGUGCUUUAUAUUAAAUGCUUUAGAGAUGUCGAAGAACAAAAUAGCUGCUCGUGUUGACAGUCAAACUGUGGAAGUCAAAACUAAAUUUGAUGCAGAAUUCCGAAGAUUUUCGCUCAGUCGUACUGAGAAGCUCAAGUAUGAAGACUUCAAGGCGCUGAUAGAGAAACUGCACAGGCUUCACGAUGUGGCCUUCCUCAUAUCGUAUACGGACCCUAGAGACGGAGACCUGUUGCCGAUCAAUAAUGAUGAUAACCUGGCUAGAGCGCUGCUCACCGCACGGCCGUUGCUCAGGGUUAUUAUACAGAGGAAAGGGGACAGUUUGGAAGAACUAAACGGGUAUGGUACGAUGCGGCCUAGGAACAUAAUCUCCUCAAUACUGAGCGGAACGCCUGCUAAGAACAAAGGACUCGCUAUAUCGAACCCACAUGAUUUUAGAAUGGUAUCGGCAAUCAUAGACGUAGAUAUAGUUCCAGAAACGUGCAGAAGGGUUAAACUGCUAAAGCACGGGUCGGACCGACCGCUGGGAUUCUUCAUCAGGGACGGCACCUCAGUCAGGGUAACACCGAAUGGCGUAGAACGUUCUCCCGGUAUCUUCAUAUCGCGUCUCGUGCCUGGAGGCCUGGCGGAGUCUACCGGACUCCUGGGUGUCAAUGACGAGGUGUUAGAAGUUAAUGGCAUCGAUGUGUCCAAUAAGACGCUAGAUCAGGUGACGGACAUGAUGGUGGCGAACUCGUCGAACCUGAUCAUCACGGUCCGGCCCGCCAACCAGCGAGCCGGGCCGCCGCCCGCUGAGACCGCCUCCAGGCACUCGCAGCCUAACAGCGAACCUGAUGAAGACAGAUUCGACCAAGACGAACAAGAUGAAAUAGUAGACCUUACCGCGGUGACACUGGAAGAGUCAGAACCUCCCUUCCCCCUCACGUCCAAGGACGACGGACAAGUGUUGCACCUCUAGUACAUACUAGAGCGGUACCGCUGCGCUAGAGGACGUUAUACUUGAGUGAUAUGGUGCGAAUAAUGAGAAGGUGCUGGUUGGCUAGUGGUGUGCCGCUGUUAAAUAUCGAUAUGUCGAUAAAAAGUGUUCUUGUUAAGUGAAGAUCGUGAUAGGACUCAAAAAUAAAAAUGGUAGUCAGGUAACGCUUAUCCAGUAUCGAUAAAAUAUUUGAGGUUUCCAUGCUAAUUAUACUGCAACAAAUUAAUACUUAAUAAAAUUUACAAACAGAAGUGCAUACUCUAAAUCGUAAUCAAAUAUUCAAUUAUAUCGAUAGUUUUAUCAAUUUGGUAUUAACAAAAUUCGAUUUAAGUAAAAGCCUUUAAAAUUCGAAUAAGAUCUAUUAUAGUACACCACAUCACACCAACCAACACGAUAUAAAAGGCUCGAACAUUAGUACUUACAUAUAAACAUUCCAUUAUAUGCCUUAUAUAUUCUGCAAUAAGUGUCAAAAUAGCUAAAUUAGGCGUCACAAUAGUUUAGGAAGCAAUAUCUUAGGUACAGUACCUAGUAAUGUAUAAAAAAUACAUAUCGCGAUUUUAUUCUUGAGUAUUUUAAUGUCUUUUAUAUGCAAAAUAUAGACUUCUUACUUUUCUCGUCAUAUAACUUAGCUGCUCUGAAGUUCGAGAAAUUACACCACUACGUAUAGCAGUCCACUGCUGGACAUAGGCCUCUCCAAGUGCACGCCACUGAGAUCGAUUUUCGGCUUCUCGCAUCCAGCUCCUGCCAGCCGUCUUGCGCAAGUCAUCACUCCACUACGCAUGCGCGGGUCAAUCGGCUAACUUCAGGGAUAUUUUUAAUAAUUUCCAUCAGAAAUGGGAUAUAUUGCAUCUUUUUUAAUCCAUAAUUUUGACCUGAAAAGUUAAAGUAGAUAUAUUUUGCAUAUGAAAACACUAAAUAGUAAAAAUACUUAAUUAUUGUGCCUAAAUAUAUGUAUGUGUAUAGUAUUUUUUACGUAUUCCAAAUCUUGAUAAAAAAAAUCAUUCCAUUUAGACUAAUCCUAAACUAAAUCUUUCGAAUAUAUUAUCAACUUCCUCGAUGUUAGCUCAAUUUUUCAUAUCAAAAGUUCUUCAAAACAUCAGAAAAUCAUUCACUCAUUCUUCAGUUCACUCUUUAGAUAGUUCAUCAGUCUCAAUCAAUACUUAAGUUAAUUUAUAAUCAUCACAUAUCCCAAAAUAAUCUUAUUUCUUAAACAAUUCCAAGUUGUCAGUAUAUAUCUUUUAAAUAAAAAGGUAAACAAUAAAAGUAGGCAUUAUAAAUCAUUUGUAAAAUUGUUACUUUAUCGACAAUAAAUAAAAUUAGUUGUAAAAUAUUGUAAGUGUCAAAAUCCAUCCAUUUUUGUUUCAUAGUGUUAAAGAUGACAUACAUUUACAAUUUUAAAAUCAUGUGUAUCAUUAUUUAGUUUAAAAAACGCUUGUUUUUUCUAUGAAUUAUGGUAUUAUUAUUCAAUAUAAUCAUGUAUUCCAUUUGUAUUAUUAAUAAUAGAAAAUUAUGUUAACAUAUUGCCCAGCUGUACGGGUAGUCAGAAGCCAGAAAGUCUCACCUAGGGGUAUUGGUUGCCCGGGUAACUGGGUUGAGGAGGUCAGAUAAGCAGUCACUCCUUGAAAAACACUGGUACACAGCCGCAUCCUGUUAGACUGGAAACCAACCUCAUCAUAGUUGGGAAAUGGCUCGGGAGAUGAUGAUGAUUAUUACAUUGAUUUGUCCGCGUAUUUUAAUUCGCAAUAAAAUGUAUGUCGUCUCUAACACAGUGUAGUAUGAAAUAUCUUAAUCAACUUAGAUAGUUUAUCUCACUUCCUAUGGAAGGUGCUAUAAAAUCAAAAAAAUCACGUUUACAUUGUUAUUCAAAAACGUUAGAUAUUAUAAAAUUGUCAAUUUUUUAUGAAUUAUUUUUAGAUUAGUAAGGUGGAGCCGGUAAUAGCAAUUUGUUUCAUGUAGUUUCUAUAACCGCCGCCGUAUUAAUAAUGGCGCUAGUGGACUCGGUCCAAUGAGGUUUUAAACUAAAAAGGAUUCCUAACAAUAGUGAAAAUUAAAUCUAGAGAUGUAAUCCUAAUCUUGGCGUAUGCUUAUGAAAUAAUUGAGAGCAUUUUAGAAUAUUUUUAUUAGCAGAGUUUUGCAAUAGGCUAUAAAAUGACCAAUCGCUAUAUUAUGUACUUAAUCGUAAAAUCAUAUACUUAAAUUAACGCAUGCAUUCCACAUUUUCAACUUAUACUAUGAUUGUUAUAAACAUUCCAUUUUUAAAAAGACAACGUGCCUUGAAUCUCUUGUAGCUUAAUUUUAAUUUAAAAUUGACAAGCAAGCUAUUAAAAGCUCCUUUUGAACAUUUACCAGCUUAAAAAAGUGUUCGCUUGAAAUUAACUAUAGGUAAAGAAAAAUAAACGCCUUUUAAAUAUUGUCAAGGUCCACCAAUAGCUUGAAAUUCGAUAAACAGUUCAUAAUCUAAUUAAAAACUUUUUGGACUUAUUGCUUUUUUGGUAGCAAAUGGUAGUGUGGCAACACUAUGUGAUUCAGUAUACUUAUUAAAAAGGCCUAAAACCGUGCCUUGAGCGCAUUGUUAUAUCGCUAAUUUCAGUCUACAGUAAAUAAUAAUUAUUAAUACUGGCUGUUUGAAUGUUUAUGUAUGUUUUCUUAAAUUCGAUUUUUGAAUGAAAUUAAUAUUGAGAUAUCGUAAAAUUAAAUGGUGUUAUGUUAAUACCAGAGAUAUAGAAAAUGAAUUUAGUAAAAGUAAUAGUAAUGAAAUUGAGAGCUUUUUAGAAAGAGGUUAACCACCCUUUGACCAUUUCUUUUUGUUUAUAGGACAGUAAAGAAUACCAAAAUAUCUAGAAAAAAAAACAAAUAUCGAAAUUGAGAUCCUCCUCCUUUUUUGGGAAGUCGGUUGAAAAUCAACAUAUUGUACGAUCGCCUUGUCUCUGGCUAUCUUUCAGUUUUCAAUUCAUUUUCUAUGUCUACGGCAAAACAAACACAAAUGAGCUUAUUAUGUUAGAAAAUGUUUAGAUACAAAAUUUAAUUCAUAGUUUUUUUUUUUUUAUAUGGGGUAAGUGCGUUAUAUGAAAUUAUGUCGAGCAAAGUUAUUGGUCCGUCGCUAUAAGACGUCUUGAUCAAAAAUCAUAUUAUAUUAAGUUGCAAAGACUUUUGUAAUUAAUCGAUAAAUAUGUGAACGCCGUUUCUAAUCAGUAUGAAGUUUAACUAAAAUAAUUUUAGGUUAUAUCCAAUAUUUAAUGUAUUAUUUAGAUAUAGAUUUUUUUUAUUAUUAAGUUUUCUUUUUCAUGAUUUGUAAAGCCUUUUUUUAUGUUUUUCAAUAUUUUGUCUGUCACUUACAUACAUUGCUACUUAUUGUUUUUUUUUUUUGUACUUAAAACAUUCCUUUAGAACUCCUUUACGAAAAACUAUUCAAUAUCUUACGUUUUUGCUUUGCAAAGGCUGAAUCAAGUAGCCUUUAAUUUUUAAGUUUAAACUACAAAAAUGGCAUUUUCAUUCCAUAAGUAUUGAAAAAUGUAUUUCUAAACAGUAUUCUUUUAUCUAUUGACGUUUUUGUACAUUCUGUGAUCACUGAAUCAGUUUAAAAUGUACUUAAAAUACCGUAUAAAGUAUCAAGAUUUUUAUAAAAAUGAAGAUGACAACCUUUUUCCAAUAAUUUUGCUGAUUGGCUCAAAACUAUGUCCAAAAUGUUAUAGUCAAGCGAUUAUACAUAGUUGAUAUUUACACAUGUAAGCUAGUAUACUUGUGUUAUUAUAAAAUAUAUUAUAUUUAAUUUA